AUGGCAUCUUCUGAGAAUCACCAAUUUACUGCCCCUUUUCGUCGAUUACACGAACCGUUCGAUUUUUCCUCAAUUCAAUGCGUUCAAAAAGAUGAUAUAGAAUUAGUUUGGAUUGAUCGAAACUAUCAUAACGACCCUUUGAGUUUACAGUUGCAUGUGACCACUGAUAAACCCUGUUUCUUCGAUAAUGUAAUACGUGCCGUGGAAUAUUUAUCAAAUAAGAAAAACUCAUCUUACUUCUUUGUUAUUGUCUCUGGGGAAUUCUGUGAGGAAAUGACUCAGCUAUCGGAGCAUUUAGAUAAAGUGCAUUUUCUAUUUGUUUAUUGUUUGAACGUAGCAAAAUACGAAUAUUUGAAGGAAAAAUCAUUAAAAGUAUUAGCGAUUUGUGAUAGGCAAUCGGAUUUGAUCAGUUCGAUUGAAAAGGCAAAAAAAUCCGCAUCGAUUGCUAUUACAAGGCAGUAUUCAAUGCGGGAUCUAAGUAAAGAGUUGGCUACGUAUAUUUGGUAUCAGUUACUUAAAAGUCUAAUAGCAAAAUUAACAACUGACAAUGAAGAAAUGGCAAUGAAUGAUUUUAAGGAAAUAAUUAAAGAGCACUACUACGAUAACAAAACAGCACGUGAACAGCUCCUAGAGAAAAUGGAAUACUAUGAACCAAUUCAUGCCAUCUGGCUUUAUUCCGGUUCAGAAGGUCUGUCGAGCAUUAUCAAUAUGGCGCUACGAAAACAAGAUAUCAAUUUAUUAUAUAAAUCUCGAUGGUUUAUUCGAGACUUAUCAAAUAGUUUAAGUCGAUUACGACCGCAGUUGCUACCCACAAUGCGCGUCUAUCAUGGAGCUGUCUUGCCAAGAGAAAGUUUUAAUAAACUACAACACAUUGUUCGCCAACGAACUUUCGUGUCAACAUUUGGAUAUUUAUCAACGUCAAAGAAUCUUGCAGUUGCUGAACAGUUCUCUGGUAAUCAAGCGAGUGGCACAAAUGAAAGCGGCGUCUCGGUUAUGUUCGAAAUAGACAUAGACGAUGAAAGAAAUGUUAUAGUUGCUGAUAUUAGUGCACAUAGUAAAUUUCCCAAAGAAGAGGAAGUUCUAUUCGAUAUCGAUUCUACGUUUGAAGUUUUACAAGUUAACUUUGAUGAAGUAAAGCAACUAUACACAAUUCGCAUGCGAACGUCAACAUAUGGUAAUGAGUUAGCAAAUGAAUAUCUCCGCUAUAAUCAAAAAGAAUUAGAUCGGCUGAGUGUUGAACUUCUGUUCGGACAUCUUAUUACGGAUAUGGGCGAAUUCGAGAAGUCAAUUGAGUAUUUCAAAGGAUUCAUUGAUCGAGAUAAUAUAAAUCCGGUUGAUUUUCGAAUCCAUUUAGGAUGGGUCUACGCUCUUAAAGGUGAUUAUGAUACUGCUAAAAAAUACUACUACGAGGCAAGAGAUUUAGAAGCGAAUUCGGAAUCAAUAAAAAUGGCUGAAAUAAUAAAUAAACUUGGCUCGUUAGAUAAUACUUUUGCAGAUUACGAAGCAGCUAUUGUUAAAUAUCGAGAAUCUUUAGCAUUAUAUGAUGCAAAUGACAGUUCAGGUCACUGGCAAAUUAAGGGUAAUUUACACACAAAUAUUGCUCUAGCACAAAUGACAAAGAAUCUCUUCGAUGAAGCCCAAGAAGAAUUAGUUAGUGCAUAUGAUUGUAUGGUAAAAGCUCAACUUCCAGGUGAUUAUCCAGACUUUGCAAAACAUCAGAUGUAUCUUUCAAGGUUGUAUCAACUCCGUGGAGACUAUGAUAAAGCUGAACAACAUUGUAUGGAUGCUCUAGCAAUGAGAAAACGUGUUCUACCACCUGAACAUUUGGAUAUAGGAACAACAUUACACAGGUUAGGUAGCAUCAUAGGAGAAGCAGGAAAGGAUUACAAAAAAGCAUUGACCUAUUUACAUGAAUCGUUCACCAUUUGUGAAAAAGCCGUCGGUAAAGAACAUCCGACAACAAUUCUCGUCUUGGGUGGUAUAGCCAAUGUGUACACAUGUCAAGACGAGUUUUCAAUGGCUUUAGAAUAUCAAUUGAAAGUUUUAGAGCUCUACGAAAAGAUUUACAAUAAUAAAGAUCAUGAGGAUAUCGCAAGGGUUCUGAAUAAUAUUGGUGAAUUGUAUCGUAGAAUGAAAGAGUAUGAAAAAGCGUUUCUUCACUUGAACAGAUCAUUGGAAAUGAGAAUCAGAGUACUUGGAGAUAAUCAUUCCGACACUGGUACAGUACAUAUUAAUUUAGCAGAAACAUACCGAGAUACUACUGACUAUCAAACAGCAAUACAACAUGCGAAACUUGGCAUGCAAGCAUGGAAGAGAAAAUUAUUAGAUUCCGCUAUUUAUAUGCCUGAAGGUAAAGAACUUUUGCUCGAACUGUAUACACUUAUUUUGAAAAAUGAACCACUUGAUAAAAUGCGGCCUCAUAAUGGUGUACCGAGAAAGAGAUCUCGGUCUUCAUAG
Messenger RNA from Rotaria socialis, 2457 nucleotides. The record is from the annotation of a GenBank genome assembly. Lineage: Eukaryota; Metazoa; Rotifera; Eurotatoria; Philodinida; Philodinidae.